This is a messenger RNA of Trichomycterus rosablanca, 702 nucleotides long. RefSeq names its product parvalbumin beta-like. The transcript is spliced from 5 exons. The record is from RefSeq and is a predicted model, not a curated record. Gene Ontology annotation, molecular function: calcium ion binding. The coding region runs from base 113 to 442 and encodes 109 amino acids. Lineage: Eukaryota; Metazoa; Chordata; Actinopteri; Siluriformes; Trichomycteridae. Gene Ontology annotation, cellular component: cytoplasm.
UUGGACUGGGAGAGGGUAUAUAAAGUCGAGAGCGGUGGCCCAGAGUCCACUGCAGUUGCUCAAGUCUUUCUGAAUCUACAACUCACCACCGAAAAGAAGGAAAGAGCUCAAGAUGGCUUUCGCUGGUGUCCUGAAAGACGCUGACAUUGCUGCAGCCCUGGAUGCAUGCAAAGCCGACGGCUCCUUCAGCCACAAGAGCUUCUUCCAGAAGGUUGGCCUGUCUGGCAAAUCCGCCGAUGACAUCAAGAAGGCUUUCGCUAUUAUUGAUCAGGACAAGAGUGGCUUCAUUGAGGAGGAUGAACUGAAACUGUUCCUGCAGAACUUCAAAUCAGAUGCUAGGCAACUCACUGAUGCAGAGACCAAGACUUUCCUCAAGGCUGGAGACACCGACGCUGAUGGCAAGAUCGGAGUUGAUGAGUUCGCUGCCGUGGUUAAGGCAUAAAUUGCUCCUGACCAACACUUCGCUCUGAAGGAACAAAUUUGCCCAAGACCUCCCACUUUCAUCUGAUUAUAAAUAAUUUUUAUACCGAUGUUGGAAGAGAAGUUUCCUCCCAUGCAGCACACUGUCCAAAAACGAUGAUCGUGAAUGUAGCGCGGCUGUGUAUCCUGUCUUAAAUAUCAAGUUUGCUUACUGUAAAACCUCAUGCACUUUUAUGGGAACGGAUGAUUAAAAAAAGAAUAAAUAUUCUUUUGCAAUAUUGA